Molecule: messenger RNA, 1594 nt
Organism: Serpula lacrymans var. lacrymans S7.9
Lineage: Eukaryota; Fungi; Basidiomycota; Agaricomycetes; Boletales; Serpulaceae
Exons: 11
Biological process (GO): transmembrane transport
Molecular function (GO): transmembrane transporter activity
Source: RefSeq, a predicted model, not a curated record
AUGACUACUCAAGCUCGGGAUCGCCCAGAGUCAGUCGUCGCUGACUUGAACAAUGCUUCUGCGCCAGGACAACCCGAACAUGAGAUCACAGCCGUUCAAGAGAAAGGUAUCAAAGGAGAAAUUGCUGUAGAAAAACCAUAUAGUAUUUACACACAUAGCGAGAAGUGGAUCAUAGUCUCUAUUGCUUCAGUGGCAGGUCUCUUUAGUCCGCUUACAUCUAAUAUCUACUUUCCUGCCAUUCCAACCAUCGCAACCGCGUUUCACAAGUCCAUUGAGCUUAUCAAUUUAACCGUCACUGUCUACUUGGUACUUCAGGGCGUCUCGCCCAUGUUCUGGGGAACGAUGGCAGAUAGACUGGGCAGAAGGCCUAUAUUCCUUGUCUGUCUUUUCGUACUGUGUCUGGCUUGCGUUGGUCUCGCGCUAGUGCCUACCUCUGAUUAUUGGUUACUGAUGCUCCUCCGGUGUCUUCAAUCUGCGGGAUCUGCUAGUACUGUUGCUCUAGGUGCCGGUGUAAUCGGUGAUAUUGCUACUCGCUCUGAACGAGGUGGCUUCUUUGGAUUGUAUAGCAUGGGCCCUAUGGUGGGCCCGUCCAUUGGUCCUGUCAUCGGGGGUGCUUUGGCUGGUUCAUUGGGAUGGAGAUCAAUAUUCUGGUUCCUUUGUAUAUCGACAGCCGUGUGUCUUGCCUUCAUGAUAGCAAUUCUACCCGAAACAUUGCGUAGGCUAGUCGGCGAUGGCAGCGUAGUUCCGUCACGUAUAUAUCGUCCACUGAUACCUAUCGUUGGUCGUGGACGGAUAAACUACUCCGCGGGAAGACCGUCACCGCAGCCACUCACCAACCCUCUCCGUAUUUUCACAUAUCCAGACGUUGCUGCUCUUUUAUUUUUCAACGGCGUAAUUUAUGCAGUUUUCUAUGGUAUAACGACUUCGAUAUCCUCGCUUUUCGUACAGGCAUAUCCGUUCCUCACCGAAACUGACGUCGGUUUAUGCUUCCUAGCAAUUGGAGGUGGCAUGAUGUUUGGCAGCAUUUUUAUGGGAAGAUUUUUAGACCGAGACUAUAAAUCAAUGAAAAACCAGAUGAUUCGUAAAGCUGAAGCCGACCCAGAACACCGCAUCAACCCAGAAGACGUUACUAUGGACGAACAUUUCCCAAUCGAGAUGGCAAGACUGAGGACGAUUCCCAUAUAUCUUGUUAUCUUCGCUGCUUGCACAAUUGGUUAUGGAUGGUGUCUACAAGAGAGGGUCAACUUAGCUGGACCUUUGAUACUACAGAUCAUUCUUGGUUAUACCAUGAUAUCUGUGAUGAAUACGGUUCAAACACUCCUGGUGGACUUGUUACCAACGCAAAGCUCAUCAGUCACUGCAUGCAACAACUUGGUCCGGUGUUCAUUGGGUGCGGCUGUCGUAUCAACCAUCGACCUAGCUUUAACCGCAAUCGGAAUGGGGUGGACCUAUGUUCUGUUCGGGUGUAUCAGUCUCGCCGUUGGUCCUAUAAUCUGCAUACGACACAACAAGUCCCGUUUAGCUCAGUUGGUAGAGCGCGUCACUAGUAAUGACGAGGCUUAUAAGCCGAACGCCAGGCCGUUUCUCUAUUCAU